GCUGAGCCGAGCCGAGCCGAGCCGAGCCGGGCUGGACCGGGCCAGGCCGGGCCGGGCCGCCGCGAUGGCGCAGCACGGGCCGAGCGUCACGCUGUCCCUCACGCUGCCCAUCACCUGCCACAUCUGCCUGGGCAAGGUCCGUCACCCAGUUAUCUGUGUGAACAACCAUGUCUUCUGUUCCAUUUGUAUUGAAGUGUGGCUGAAGAAUAAUAAUCAGUGCCCAGCCUGCAGGAUUCCCAUCACACCCGACAACCCCUGCAAGGAAAUUAUAGGAGGAACAAGUGAAAGUGAUCCUAUAUUUAGUCCGGCAGUGAGGAAACACCUACGUAAAACAAGGCUUGAAUUGCUCCACAAAGAAUAUGAGGAUGAAAUAGAAUCCCUGCAAAAAGAAGUAGAAGAUCUGAGAGGUAAAAAUCUCAGCUUACAGACACAGCUGAAAUCUCUUCUGGAUCCUACAGCAUCAGCUCUGUCUUGCCAAAAUGAGGAAACUAACCAGUCAGCAAAUGAAGCAAGUACCAGUGGCCCAGAAACAGCAGAGGAAUGGAGCAAAAAGCUGAAAGCUGCCAAUGAUAUGUAUGAAAAACUGAUGGAUAAUGUGGAAAAGCUAAAGGAGGCAAAUAAGAAACUGAGCAUGGAAAACAAUAACCUUUUAAGAGAGAAUUUGCGACUAAAGGCUGAAGUUGAUAGUAGAUCACCCCAAAAGUUUGGUAGGUUUACAGUAGCUGCACUUCAGUCCAAAGUGGAACAAAGUGAACGUGAAAUGAACCGUCUGAAAAAGGCACUGGAAAGAAGUGAUAAAUACAUAGAAGAAAUGGAGUGUCAGCUUUUACAGCUGAAAAAUGCAGGCAAAGGAAGCCAGACAGUGAGUGCUGUUAGUGAGAGAGCACUUUCCACAGAUACUGAAGGAGGUGAGAGCAGUGAAGAUGCAACUUGUUUGAAAACCCCAGUUGAGGAGAAAAAAGCUUUGACUACCAGUCAAAGUCCUGACAGUCUUGAACAGCUGGCAAGUCGUGGAACUUGUUUGAGCUCUUCUAGUCAAGAUAGUUUGAAUAGCUCAAAUACCCAGCGUGCCACAGAGAAAGAACUAUUUCCAAGAUGUCAUAGGGUUGUCCUGGAUGAAAAUAGUACAAAUAUGGAUGCCUGCUUAGAAGAGCAGUGGAAUAAAAUUGGGGAAUGUACCCCAUAUAAGGAUGAAGAACUUUAUGAUCUUCCACCACCAUGUACACCUUUUCUGUCUCUCAGUCGCCUUCAGUUGAACACUCCUGAUGGAAAAGAAAAUGCAAAGAAACCAUCAACAUUCCUGAGAAAACUGAAAUUUGAAGAGUUUCAUGGCACUUCAGAUGGUGGCAGCAAAGCUUCUCCUGAACGCAGCACAAGCAGCUGUAAUAGUCAAAAGAAGCUAAACUGUUUUACUACAGGAAAAUCAGGGGUUUGGGGCACCUGCCCAACAAAUUUUGCUGAAAACUUAGAUUUUGAGGAAUCAGAGCAAAAUUCAGUGGCUGAUCAGUCAGAUGAGACAACAGCGAAGUCUGGUGAUAAAACGAGUUCUUGCUUACCUAAAAGGCUACAUACUCUCUGCUCUUCGGAAAUGAAUCGCACAAGAACCUCCAGUGAGGCAUCUAUGGAUGCUGCCUACCUCGAUAAAAUUUCUGAGUUGGACUCAAUGAUGUCUGAGUCAGACAACAGCAAGAGUCCAUGCUAUAAUUUCAAGUCCUCUGAUCUUGAUAAUUCUUCAAGGUCAACAGAGUGCCCUAAGGUUCUGAAUGGAACUGAGAAGAAACUGGAAGAAAUGAAUGAGGAACAGACAAUGAAGUGUCCAGAGACAAGUGAUCUAGCAGCUGAUAGAACUGGCUGGAAACCUGCUAUGUUUUCCAACCUCUCCCCAUCUGACCUCGAUAUGAAUGACCCCUUUCCGCUGUUUACAAGCCAAAAUGCAGUGGCUAGCGGUAGCAAACCUCCGAACUCUUUAUUUCAAAGGGAGUUUUCCCCAACUAUACUGUUCAGUAACUCACAAAGGUUGUUUGAGGAACAAAAGGUUGGUUCCUGUUUUUUGAAGAUGUCAUCUGAUCUGCACAGUCAGCUUAGUCCUCCUUGGGUGUCUUCCUUUACAGCUGAAAGGAAAAAUAAAAAUGUCAGUCAGUCAACCAAGAGGAAAAUUCAAAACAGCCUUUCCAGUGCUAGUCCAUCAAAAACCACCAAAAACUGACUCUUCUUGGAAAUCAAACGUGAUUUAAAGUGAUAAACCUGCAAAUGUUUAAUAUUUACAAGUGAACUGAAUUUUUAAUAACUUCAUGCAAUCUGAUCCUGUCAUUCUCAGCUAUGUGAAAACUGAACAUUCCCUUGCCCAUUGCAAGCUCUUUCCUAGGGAAGAACCAUUCCAGAUUCUUUUCUUUGACUGGGCAUUUUAUGUACUUGGAAGUUUGGGGGGUUUGGGUGUUCUUUUGUUUUCAGAUUACAUGCUCUUCCAGUUGUGAGCACAGCUAAUGGCUCCCUUGAACAGGAAGUUCUAAGUGGACUUACCAAAUCAGUCAUUCCUGUGAGAAUUAGUUUUAAAGGUUACGUUUCCUGUUCCUAAAGAUUGUGGGUUUUUGCAUGUAAGGCAGCUACUGGCUGUAUAUCCUAUGGAUUCAUGAAGUUGCUAUAAAACAACGUCAGUUUUGCCAUAAAACUUUCCUCCCAGAGGAAAUGUUGCUGCUCAAACUGUUUCAUAGCACUGUACUGUACUGAAGCUCUUGUUUUAGGUGGGUAUAAGAGAGCAGCCUUUCUUUUUAGGGUUACAGCACUUCAGUUAGAAAACAUCUCUUCUUUAACACUGCAAUCAUGGUUUGUCUUUUUUUGAAGUUAAGCACAAUUUUUAAUUUAGUUCCCAAAAAGCAUUGUUAUUCUAAGUGUGUUUAGUAUGCCUGUAUAGACCAUAAAAAUGGGUUUGUAUGCUAAUGACUUGUUUACCUAAUGUGCACUGAACAUCUUACAUUAAUACUGUACCAUUUCACAUUAAUACUGCAUGCUUUUCUAUGUGAAUUGAAUAAAACAUGUUAUAAGCACUGUAAUCCUUGAUGUUGCCUCAAAUAUUGAAUUAAAAAAAAAAAGAAAAAAAAAAAGGGGGAAACUUUUUUUUCCCCUAAUUUGGAAAAUAAGUAUCUUAAGUUUUGUAAAGCAUGAAUGUGAGCUUAUUCAUAAAAAAAAAUAAAUCUCCCCUCCUCCUCCUUGUUAGACAUACUACCAUUCUAGUGUCAGCAUCGAUACAGUUGAUGGAAAUGGCUUUCGGCCUCUCUGGAGGUGACUUUUCCAUAAAGUAUUGCAUAGGUCAACAUAAUGUGAUGGCCUGCCACAGGCAGGAGACCUAAUUAAGCAGCAGAGCAAAAUUGGUUUCUUUGCAUUAUUGUGGGUUUUUUUAAGGGCGUAUUUAAUUACAAGAUGCAGGUUUUUUCUUUCUGUAUAGGCCUCUGAUGGCAUUUCUUGGAAACAGGCGUCCUCACUUCAUCAAUACCUGUGAUAUGAAAAAUCCAUACACUGCCCUUUGUCCCUUCGGAAAGAGUGAUAGCCACUUGGAAACUUUCAGUAGACUGGCUUAUCUUUUGUAGAGUUAAGUCCUGAAAGACUACAAGAACAACAACUACAUUUCACAUUGUAAUGUGAACAUGAAUUUGUGUAAUUGUGUUCGUUCUAAACUGGGAUUUUUCUUUUUUGAGCUUUACCAAAAAAUCAUUGUUCAAGCCAUACAUGCAAGGACUCUUUCCUGAUGACAGGCAGGAUGGCAUUGUGCUUUCAUAUGUGGCUUUCAGUAUACCACUUGAAUUCUAAUCUUCACAAAAAAAUCUAUUUGUUCAAUUUUAAUGUAUUUUUUCAAAAAUUAGGGAGUUCUCAAAACCAUCUGGACAUGAGCUGUUACUUGAUUUGGCUAGUUUUACUAAUAAAUCAAAAAAUACUGCCACAAACACUUUCUUAAAACAUCCUUGUGUUACAGAACAAUCACAAAUACACAGUUAAUAAGUGCUAUGGGUUGUGGGUUUGUUUAAUUGUGGCAUUGGGGUGAGUGAGGGGGUGUGUUCAUGGUCUUCAUUUUAGACUCUGUUUUUUCAUUUUUCCCUUUCAGUUAUGGAAACAUUAAUACAACUGGUGUCAUGCCUGAAAUCAAACUAAAAUAAAAGAAAACAGUGGAGUUA
Messenger RNA from Myiozetetes cayanensis, 4166 nucleotides. RefSeq names its product ORC ubiquitin ligase 1 (gene OBI1). The record is from RefSeq and is a predicted model, not a curated record. Gene Ontology annotation, biological process: regulation of DNA replication; protein monoubiquitination. The coding region runs from base 65 to 2206 and encodes 713 amino acids. NCBI's taxonomy places the organism in Eukaryota, Metazoa, Chordata, Aves, Passeriformes, Tyrannidae. Gene Ontology annotation, molecular function: ubiquitin-protein transferase activity. The transcript is spliced from 6 exons.